GUGUGCAUAGUCGUGAAAAGAGAAAGGAUGCUGUUUUUACUGUGCCUAAAACUGUUGAGAGCGUGGAAGAGCUAGUCGUGCAAGAGGUGGUGGUCGCGGCUAUGGCAAAAGAAAAACUGUCACAGAAGCUACUUCAAAAUGACUUUAAUGAAACUACAGAUAACUUAGAUCACGAAAGGAAUAGGGUUUCUACUACACUUCCUUCACUUAAAAAUGAUCAUAUUGCGAGUUGUGAAAAGGAAAAACAAUCAGUUAGGUCACCAGCAAAUUCAAAGC
Molecule: messenger RNA, 276 nt
Organism: Funneliformis geosporum
Lineage: Eukaryota; Fungi; Glomeromycota; Glomeromycetes; Glomerales; Glomeraceae
Source: the annotation of a GenBank genome assembly